This is a messenger RNA of Ciona intestinalis (vase tunicate), 7738 nucleotides long. Lineage: Eukaryota; Metazoa; Chordata; Ascidiacea; Phlebobranchia; Cionidae. The record is from RefSeq and is a predicted model, not a curated record.
UACUAGCCCAGCGGUACAAAUAGGAUAGGAAUGAUAAGUUUGAAACAUAUUCUGUAAAAUAAAGACCUUUAAAUUAUGUUUUGGAAACAGCUUUAUCUGUUACUGUGGAAAAAUUUUAUACUCAGGAAAAGACACCCAGUACGAACUAUAAUAGAAAUCUUAUGGCCAAUUUUUCUCUUCGCAAUUCUGGUCGCCAUUCGUAAAACUCAACCGAUUGAUACAAAAGGAGAAUGUCACUAUCCAGGGCGUGCUAUGCCAAGUGCUGGUGUGUAUCCAUGGUUUAAAAGCUUACUUUGUGACCUGGAGAACCCUUGUUUUAGCAAGAUGGUGCCAUCAGAGGUGCCUGGACAAAUCAACUCCCCUGAAAAUGGAAACGGGAAUGGCCUUUUGAAUUCUCUUGGUGGAAUAUUUCAACUCAUCCAGCAAAAUACAUCAGUGCUCUCAAACCCUGGUCAAUUAAACAGUGAUCUACAAGCAUUAUUGAACCUCACGCAGUCUGUCAACACAUCACGCGUGGCGUUUUCCACUGUCCUCACAAAUGCAACAACAUAUGCUGAUUUUCUCACUACUAACCUGAGUCUACCGACUGCAACCGUGGAUGCAUUAUUGAACAGCACUGUUGCCCUACUACAAGUAAGCACUCUACAAGCGACACUCCAGCAGCGUAUAGUUGUGUGUAAUCCACAAACCUUUCAACUUACAUUCCAAUUCCCACCAACAUUCAAUACAACCACCGUGACCAACCAACUUUGUAAUUUAACCGACGCGCAACUGGCAUUGCUGUCCUCAUACACUGGCUCAAGCUUGGUUACCAUUCAGCCACUUGGACUUCUUCUUAAUCAAAAUUCGACUAACCUCAACGAAGUAUUAAAGAGGGUCACUGGUUACAGCAGCCAGCUACAAACUAUUAGUGGACCUGCAGCUAGUUUGCUUUCAUCAUCCCAGUCAGCUUCUGGAGGGUUGGGAUUAUUUACUGGAAAUUUUUCAUUUAAUGACUUCUGUGGUCACCCACAUACUAAAACAACACAAGCCUCUUCCUUGUUAACUGGUGGAAAUCAAAACCUGACGUCAGGCUUGCUUCAAAUUCUAACGACUUCUCAGUCCAGUGGACCCAUCAAUUCAACAGCAUUCUGUCAAAAUUUGACCUCAGUCCUUGAAAGCAACAAUCAAUUUAAGUUUCUUUGGCAAGUUCUAAAACCACUGUUAGUUGGAAAAAUUCCCUACACACCGGACACACCCCUAGUUCGCUCCAUAAUAAAAAGAGCAAACGCAACUUUUGAAACAAUUGGAAUUGUUCAAGAGUUCGGACAACUAUGGUUGUCAACCAAUGGACCAGCUCUUUAUAAUUUGCUUGAAAGUGGAGCUACAGUGCAAAGUUUGAGAACAAUUUUGAACACUACUCCUCUUAACACAUUAGCCACCUUGUUCAACACAUCAGUUUCAAAUGUGGAGCAAUUAAAAACUUUUCUAUCAAAUGAUUACAGUCCUACCGAUGGUAUAACAACAUGGAAGGACUUGUAUUACCAAUUAAAUUCUGGAAUAUUGCUCAUAACCAAUGUUCUCAGGUGUGUUGAUCUGAACAAGUUUGAAGGAUAUCCCAGUGAAUGGCAGUUAGUGGAUGAUGCUUUAUUAAGAACAAAGAACAAAACACUAUGGGGAGGAAUUGUUUUUCCGGAUCUUACAGCGACAUCUAAAACCCUUCCCAAGGUUUUAAAAUACAAAAUUCGCCAAGAUGCUAGUUCAGUUACUAGAACUACCAGUGUACAACGAUUUUUUUGGCGACCUGGUGCAGAAAGUGGCACGGGCCGUGUCAAGUAUUAUGUCAGCGGCUUCGUGCACAUUCAAGACAUGUUAGAAGAUGCCAUCGUAGAAGAAUUCCACAACCAGCACAAUAACGUGACAACUAGUAAUACCAAUUCCCAAAAUAUACUCGGAAAAUACCUUCAACUAAUGCCUUAUCCUUGUUUUACAAGAGACAGAUUUUUGGAAUAUUUAUCUGGUCUUCUUUCCCUCCUUAUGACCCUGGCUUGGAUAUAUUCUGUUUGUAUCAUCAUUAAGAAUAUUGUGUAUGAAAAAGAGCAGCGCCUGAAAGAGGUUAUGAAAAUGAUGGGCCUAAGUAACGGGGUGCAUUGGGUGGCUUGGUUCAUUAAUUCAUUCAUUCUCAUGUUUGUUUCAAUACUUCUACUUCUGAUGGUACUUAAGGUUGGAGAUGUGACACCAUACAGCAACAUGUUCAUUGUAAUGCUGUGGCUGUGUUGCUUUGCCAUCGCCACAAUAUCGCAAUGCUUUCUCAUCAGUUGCUUUUUUUCCAGGGCCAAUCUAGCUGCUGCAUGCGGUGGAAUCAUCUACUUUGUCCUUUACAUUCCAUACAACAUGGCUUAUGCAUGGGAGGACCGGAUGACAUUAUCAACAAAACUAGUUGCAUGUCUUCUGUCAACUGUAUCUUUUGGUUACGGAGCUGGGUAUAUAUCUCAAUAUGAAAUGUCAGGUGAUGGAAUUCAGUUUUAUAACUGGAACAAAAGUCCCGAUCCCUCGGAUGGAAUGAAUUUCCUCCUCUCCAUGCUUAUGAUGUUGGUUGACGCUGCAAUAUAUCUCAUACUAACAUGGUACAUCGAAGCAGUGUUUCCAGGUCAGUAUGGUGUUCCACGUCCAUGGAACUUCUUCCUGCAUCGAAGUUAUUGGUGUGGCAACACUAAACCUAGAGAUACAAGGGAUUCUCAUCUUGCUUUCCGUCAACAAAGCGACGAAGAAUUGAAAUUGGAAAAUGAACCAACACAUCUGAAACUUGGAGUUUCUAUAAAAAACUUAAAGAAAGUCUACAGCAAUGGAAAAGUGGCAGUUGACGAUUUGUCUCUUAACUUCUACGAAAGCCAGAUCACGGCGUUUCUUGGGCAUAACGGUGCGGGGAAAACGACGACUAUGUCGAUGCUCACUGGGUUAUUCCCACCUAGUGGUGGAACUGCGCAAAUCUACGGCAGCGACAUUAGAACUGAUAUGGAUUCAAUUAGACACGAGUUGGGCUUCUGUCCGCAACAUAAUGUUCUGUUUGGAGAUUUGACAGUUCUUGAGCACCUGCAGUUAUACGCUGGUUUAAAAGGAGCCAGCAGUGGUAAGGUACAAAGUGAAGAAGAAACAGACAGCAUGCUACGAGACGUGGGACUUCCUCAUAAGAAGAAUGAGGUCUCUCGUCAUUUAUCUGGAGGAAUGAAGCGGAAGUUGUCGGUUGCCGUAGCUUUUGUGGGUGGCUCUAAAUGUGUGGUGCUUGAUGAACCAACUGCAGGUGUUGACCCUUAUGCUCGACGAGGUAUAUGGGACUUAUUGUUGCAUUACAAACAAAACCGAACCAUUUUACUUUCCACACAUCAUAUGGAUGAAGCCGACUUACUCGGGGACAGAAUUGCCAUUAUCUCUCAUGGCAAACUUAAAUGUUGUGGUUCAUCUCUUUUCUUGAAAAGUUGCUUUGGUGUUGGGUAUUACUUGACCCUUAUAAAGGAAGAUAAAGAAGCUUCAGAUGCAAGUCCCAUACCUGAGAAACUACCACUACCGAAACUUGAUGAAGGUUUUGAGUCAAGUUUUAGUUCGAAACAAUCCCUCACUGUGUCCGAAGCUCCUUCCUCUUCCACAGCAGUGUCCUCCGCAUCCACUCCAUCAACUCUUCAUGAUGUUUCAUUCAUAGAGCCAAAAUCCACACAUUAUGAACACAUGGUAAUGGAAAUGGUAUCUGGGGCAAAACUUUACGAAGAAAAUGGACGGGAAAUUACUUUCGUUCUACCAUAUGCUGCUCAAGCUGAUGGAAGUUAUGUCAAGUUAUUUGAGAAAUUGGACGAUGCCAAAGUUAACUAUGGGUUGACUGAUACAAGUUUGGAGGAAAUAUUUCUCAAUGUUGCUGAACAGAAUAUUGAUGAAGGAAGAGAUGAGAAUAAAAAAUGCUGCAGUUGUUUUCCAAAACGUCGCAAAGCUUCCAUCACCCCAGCUUCAACACCAGAGUUUGAAAUGCGACGUGGAGUGCGUGCCCGACUUACUUCUCGGAGUAUUAGUUCAGAAUUUUCUGGAAUGUCUACUUCUCCGCUGGUACAUGACGACCAACCAUCUGAAGUCUUAGACGAUAGCUCACAACUGGAACUUGAUGAUGGUUCUCAGGGCAAAGGAGCUUACAAAGUUGAAGGAAAUAAAUUAGUUCGACAACAAUUUUUUGCCCUUUUUGUCAAAAGAUUCCACCACGCAAGAACCUCUCCCCUCCCUUUCAUACACGAUAAUGAUAACCUUGACACCCCCAUUAUACAAAACAAUUAUAACUUUAACACCCCCUCCUUUCAUACCAGCAAUGAUAAUACAUCAAACAGCAUCUCCAAUUCAGCAAGUGAUGCAUUUGUAAGCGACCCAAGCAUUGGCAUGCGGUGUGUGAAGGAUUACUCAGUUUAUAAUUACAACAAGAAAUACAUAACAUGCAACGCUCAAUCAAAUCAGGAGUGGGAAAUGGACGCAAGUCUCAAAGCUCUGAGUCAAAACUCAGCAUCCAACAACACCCUUGUAUGUUCUUGCACUGAUAAACAAACCAGAGUGUUGCUUGCAGAAUGUCCGAGUGGAACGGGGGGUUCCCCUACACCGAGAAUUGUGACUCAGACAAGCAACCCAAUGUACAACAUGACUCAGCGAAACAUAUCCGACUGGCUCGUUAAAACAGUAGAAGGAUUUAAACAAGAUAGAUUUGGAGGUUUAUCAUUUGGGGCCAAAUACCAUUCUACAUUGGGCAGCACGCUCUCACCACUAUUGCAGUUUGCGCUAAGCAAUAGUAACUUUACUCUUAACAUCAACCCUAACACAUCAAACACCGUGCAAUCUAUUAUGCAAAGGCUUGAAAGAACUGAAAACUCCAAGGUUUGGUUUGACAACAACGGAUGGCACUCUAUGCCAACAUGGCUUAACAUAAUGAACAACGCUGCAUUGCGAUCUUUACUGCCACCUACUGAGGAUCCGAGAGAAUACGGGAUCGCUGCGUUUAAUCAUCCCCUUAAUUUCACUGAGGCAGAAGUAGACCUGGCUGCUUUCACUCAGUCAGCAACGGACACAAUCAUUUCAAUAUCCGUGAUUUUUGCUCUUGCGUUCGUUCCCGCUAGUUUUGUACUUUUCCUCAUAGAAGAAAAAGUCAGUAAAGCAAAACAUCUUCAGUUUGUCAGUGGAGUCAACCAGUUCAUUUAUUGGAUUGCAAACUUUUCAUGGGACAUGUUAAACUACAGUGUUCCUGCUGUCAUUGUCAUCAUAAUAUUCCUUUGUUUCCAAACGGACGCGUACGUGUCAGCAUCUAACCUCCCAUGCCUCGUCUGUCUAUUGUUCCUCUAUGGUUUCUCUAUAACACCCAUGAUGUAUCCAGCAAGUUUUUAUUUUGAAGUCCCAAGCACAGCAUAUGUUGUAUUGACUUGCAUUAAUCUCUUCAUUGGAAUCAACACAAGUAUUGCCACUUUCAUUCUCGAGUUAUUGGAUGACCCUAACCUCACUGCAGUAAACGAUGUAUUGAAGAUUAUUUUCCUUGCGUUUCCACAAUACUGCCUUGGACGUGCUUUGAUUGACAUGGCCAUUAACCAAGCAUAUGCUGAUGCGUAUGCUGCAUUUGGUAUAAACUCUUUCAAAAAUCCGUUUGAUUUUGAUUUGGUUGGGAGGAAUUUGCUUGCGAUGGCAAUUGAAGGGGUCGUGUUCUUUAUUCUUACUGUAUUGAUACAGUACAGAUUUUUUAUCAAACGUGAUAAAGUAGAAGACUUGAGUAAGAUUCCUCACAACUCCAGUGAGGAAGACGACGACGUCGCUGCAGAGAAACAGAGGUUGCUUAAAUCAGAUGUCACAGAUAUUUUACGGAUCAAAAAUUUAACAAAAGUUUACACGAAAGUUGGAAGCAAGAAACGACUGUUAGCUGUAGAUCGUAUGUGUGUUGGAGUACCACAAGGUGAAUGCUUUGGUUUAUUGGGCGUUAACGGCGCUGGUAAGACGACCACAUUCAAAAUGCUGACUGGAGACAUUGCUCCAACUGCUGGGGAUGCUUGGAUAUGUGAUAGAAGUAUCAUGGAUAACAUAAGGGAGGUACAACAGAAUACCGGAUACUGCCCGCAGUUUGAAGCACUUAAUCAACUACUUACAGGCCGUGAGCAUUUGGAAUUUUAUGCCAAGUUACGCGGCGUUCCACCUGAAGAUAUUUCCAGAGUAGCAGAGUGGGGAAUAAAGAGAUUUGGACUCACCAUGUAUGCAGAUAAAACAGCAGGAACCUACAGUGGUGGAAACAAACGGAAAUUAUCAGCGGCGAUUGCAUUUAUUGGUUGUCCACCUAUUGUAUUUUUGGAUGAACCAACUGCUGGCAUGGAUCCUCUAUCACGUAGAUUCCUUUGGGGUAGAAUAUCUGAAGCUGUGAGUGGAGGAAGAUGUAUUGUGCUUACCUCCCAUAGCAUGGAGGAAUGUGAAGCGCUUUGUACAAGACUUGCCAUCAUGGUCAAUGGGAGUUUUAAGUGCAUUGGAGGACCUCAGCAUCUGAAAAAUAGAUAUGGAGAAGGUUACACCAUCACAAUAAAGGUAGCAGGCAACAUUGGGAACCUUGAACUUGUUAAAUCUUUCGUUGAAGAAUCUUUUCCAUCAAGUAUUGUGAAGGAAAGUCACAGUAGCAUGAUUAUGUAUCAAAUCCCACUAGAAGACACAAAACUUUCAUUUUUGUUUGAUGCUUUGGAACGAAACAAAAGUCGAUUAAAUAUUGAAGAUUAUUCUGUUAGCCAAACUACACUGGAUGAGGUCUUUGUAAGUUUUGCGAAGCUCCAAACUGAUGGUCUUGAGCAUGAAUACGGCCUCCAGCGUCCUAUAUUAGCAUCAGAAGGUGGCGCCGAAAAUGAUGACAUGGUUUUGCAUGAGUUAACUACCAAUUACUCUCACUACAAUCCAACCUAUGUCGCAUAAUAUCUUUUUUGUAAAAAGUUCAGGCCGCAUUUUUUCUGCAUUUGCGCAGCAUUCUGUCGGUUUUCCUGCCUGUUAUGCAACUUUUUAUGCACUUUUUUUCCUAUCAAAAAACCUGUAAGUCUUGCACUUUACUAGUUUUAAUCAAAACCAUAUUACUGUCCAAUCUUGCACUAUACAAUUUUAAUUUACCCUUUUAGAAAUCACUUUUCUUUACCGAGAUUAUGUAGUCACUUUUCUGCAGAAGCACAUUUUCCUUCUUUUUACCAUUUUACUGCGAAGAAUAAGAUAAAUUAUGCAACAAAACUAAUUAGCCAUCCCUGUUUUACAACAAUCUUACUUGUACCUAUAUUGUACAUAAAUUUGUUCAGAGUUUAAUUUUUUUAUAAUUAAGGUUGAAUUUAAACUUUUCCUCUACAAAGCGUUUACUAUACAUAAUAUAUCUAAUAUAGUAUAGGGUGGGGAAAGACGGGACACCUUUAGCACAGAAUAUCCAAAUAUCCUGAUUUUGUUUUAAGCAAUUAACAACGGUCUAUGGGAGUCAUGAGGAUAUGGUUUUAUAAUUAUUUGAAUGUUCUUUGUUUACUACUAAAUGUGACGAGAAAAUAGAACGAAAAAGUGUCCUAUCUUCCCCCAUCCUACUAUACCAUUUUUCUUGUGUAUUUAAUGCAUUGCACUAAUGAAAAUUUUACUAAAUAACUGUAUUAUUUAAAAAAUAUAUAUAACUAAAAUGUCACCUAGAUUCUACCCAUGCCACGACAAUGCAGUUUUGGAAAAUAAACGUUGGUUGUUGUUUUCUACAACUGUGCUA